AAUUGACAAUCAUAAAAAGCAAAAAUCCAUGAAAAAUGAAAUCCAAAUCAAACAAAACCCACACUAUCGCACACUUCCCAUUUCUUAUCCGAAUUAACCAAAAAUGGGCGGCCGGAAAGGUGAGAUUUCUUCAACUUCCGGCCUCCAAGUCCCCUUAAUUAAACACCUCCAUCCUCCCAAUAAAUCCAAAACAAAUUACUUCGCUUUCCUUUGUUCAAUCGUUGCUUCCAUGUCUUCCGUUUUGGUUGGUUACGAUAUCGGUGUAAUGAGUGGAGCUGCAAUCUACAUACAACAAGAUUUCAACAUCUCUGAUGUGCAGGUGGAAAUUCUGGUCGGAAUCAUCAGCCUUUACGCCAUUAUAGGCGCCGCCGCCGCUGGCAUAACCUCUGAUUGGCUCGGCCGCCGGUACACCAUUGUUCUCUGUGCUGUCUUGUUCUUUGUCGGAGCUAUUCUCAUGGGUUUCGCCCCAAAUUACGCCUUCCUCAUGUCCGGCCGAUUUGUCAUCGGCAUCGCUGCCGGAUCUGCCGUGUUGAUUGCCUCUGUGUACACUGCAGAGGUUGCUCCGACAUCAUCUCGCGGCUGCCUCUCCACUUUUCCUGAGGUGUUUCUUAACGUCGGCAUUUUGCUUGGAUACAUUUCGAAUUUUGCAUUCUCCAAGCUUCCAACUCGUUUGGGGUGGCGAUUUAUGCUCGGAAUCGGUUUAAUUCCGUCAAUGUUCUUAGCUGCCAUCGUGAUUCUGAUAAUGCCGGAAUCCCCACGGUGGUUGGUAAUGCAGGGCCGAAUCAACGAAGCCAAACAAGUCCUCAUCAGAACCUCAGAUUCCAUCGAAGAAUCUCUACAGCGCUUAGCCGACAUCAAAACCGUCGUCGGAAUUCCGGCGAGUUGUGAAGACAAUGUCGUUCAAAUCCCAAAACAGACCACCCACGGUAGCAGCGUUUGGAAGGAGCUAUUCCUUCACCCAACGUCUGCUGUCCUCCACAUUCUUAUCACCGCCAUCGGUGUCAAUUUUUUCGUAGAGGCCACCGGCAUGGGCGCCGUCGUUUCAUACAGUCCUAGAAUCUUCGAGAAGGCCGGAAUCUCAUCCUCCGACCACAAGCUUCUAACCACGAUGGGCGUCGGCUUGACAAAGACCAUUUUCGUUUUGAUCGCCACUGUCUUGUUUGACAAGAUCGGACGACGGCCAUUGAUUCUGACGAGCAUCGCCGGAAAAACGAUAUCGUUAAUUGUUUUAGGGUCAGGGAUGACGAUAAUUGAGGCAUCGCACGAGCAAGUCACGUGGGCGGUGGGAUUGUGCAUUGCCAUGGUGUUAUCCGACGUGGCUUUUUAUUCUAUGGGGAUGGGACCCAUGUGUUACGUCAUUUCAGAGAUUUUUCCGUUGAAGCUACGUGCUCAAGGAAUGAGCGUGGGGAUGAUUACAAAUAGAAUUAUGGGUGCAAUUAUUACAAUGACGUUUUUGUCCUUGUACCGUGCAAUUUCAAUUGGAGGUGCGUUCUUCCUCUAUGCUGCCAUUGCAGCAGUGGGUUGGGUGUUUUUUUACAUUGUGUUCCCAGAGACGCGGGGGAUAGAGUUGGAGGAUGUAGAGGGGCUUUUUGGUAAUUUUCUAUGGAAGUUCUCUAACAAGGAGGAUGAUAUUGAAUGAUGUCGGACAUCAAUGAAAGAAAAAAUACUUUGGAGUACACUUAUUAUAUAUAAGUGUGUGUAUAUAUAUAUGAAUGUAUGUAUCUAUUAUCUUUCUUUGUGAUUGAAGAAGAUGCCUGAAGAUAUGACAGUCCGAGUUGCACUCAAA
Messenger RNA from Benincasa hispida (wax gourd), 1786 nucleotides. RefSeq names its product polyol transporter 5-like. Gene Ontology annotation, cellular component: membrane. Lineage: Eukaryota; Viridiplantae; Streptophyta; Magnoliopsida; Cucurbitales; Cucurbitaceae. Gene Ontology annotation, molecular function: transmembrane transporter activity. Gene Ontology annotation, biological process: transmembrane transport. The record is from RefSeq and is a predicted model, not a curated record.